Molecule: messenger RNA, 432 nt
Organism: Micromonas pusilla CCMP1545
Lineage: Eukaryota; Viridiplantae; Chlorophyta; Mamiellophyceae; Mamiellales; Mamiellaceae
Exons: 1
Coding region: 1-432 (143 amino acids)
Source: RefSeq, a predicted model, not a curated record
AUGCCCCCAAAAGCCAAACCAAUCUGCAUGUACGAGAACUGCGAUGCGCCGGCUGUCCGAGUGUGCAUCGCUCGCUGCGGCCGCAUCCUCUGCGACGCGCACGGGUCCCUGAUAGACCCGGGGUACGUGGACGACGCCGGCGGGAAGUGGUACCAGGCGUGCAACGCGUGCGACGCCGCCGUGUGCCAGCACUGCGGCGGUGGCGAAGGCCUCGGCAUCCCGUGCUCCUACUCACUGAUCAACGGCAACAACAAGUGCGAAGGCUGCGCGCGGAACAAGAGGCCCGCGAAGAAGAAGCCCAAGAAGGCCCCGAAGAAGAAGGCCCCGAAGAAGGCCCCGAAGAAAGACCCCAAGAAGGAAAAAAGAAUUCCGGGUCACGGCAAGAACCUCGCGCCGAAGAAGACGCUCGAGAAGAAGUCCUCCGUCGCGUAG